AUGUCCAUUGAUCCUCGUGUUGCCGCAAUUCAUGACUGGCAGGUUGCCAAUGGAUCGCUACUCAAGCGUAUCACAGGAGAGAACGCCGAGGCCUAUCCUGUCAACGUUGCACUGAAACCAUCUCACUUCCCCAGGGCCUGCUUCGUCCAUGCGCAAGAAUUACAAACCAUCUUCAAUCGUCUCUAUGCUGCCGUCUCGUCCGACGAAGCCUGGCUCGAGAAGGCUCUUUCUAAUCUACUGCAGACAGAUACCCUAGCCAGAAGACUUUGGGACAUCCAUAAAGAGGCUAAGCGGGAUGGCCUGGUGCAGCCAAUAUCUAUGGGCGUCUUCCGUUCUGAUUACAUGGUACAAGAUGCAGCUACUCCUAACGAUAGGCAAAUCAUCAAACAGGUCGAAUUCAAUACCUUCUCUGUGGCUGGCGGCGUGCACGCGAACAAAAUCUCUGAUAUGCACCGAUUAUUCGAGCGGAUAGGCAGCCCACCAUCAACCGAUUUAAUGCCACUCAACGACACAAAAGACUCAAUCGUAGCAGCAUUUGAGAGAGCUCACCGCCUCUAUGCCAGAGAGAAUGGCGGUGAUCGACGACUUGCCGUAAUGAUGGUGGUGCAGCCGAACAAUUUCAACGUCUGCGAUGAAUGUCCGAUUGUGUACGGAUUAUGGUAUAGGGGCAUCCCAUGCUAUCGUGUUGAAUGGGGUGAUCAGCUUGAAACAUCUGUCAGCUAUGGCUCAUCAUCAAAAGAACUCCUGUUGCGUCUUCUGGACGGCGAAAGCAUGGAAAUCUCCAUUGUUUAUUACCGAGCCGGGUACGAAGAGAAAGAGUAUGAUCAAUUUGGCUGCGAAAUUCGCUGCAUUAUCGAGCAGUCUCGAGCGAUCAAGUGCCCAUCGAUCCUAGGUCAUUUGAGCACAAUGAAAGUCAUCCAGCAAAAGUUGUCCGAGCGGCAACAUCUUGAACACUUCCUCAACCCAGAAGAUGCUGAGAAAGUCCUCGCUGUGUGUUGCGAAAUGUUUCCUAUGGAUACCUCAGAAAUGGGCAUGAAAGCUCGUUCGCUGGCCCUGGACAGGUCUACAGCGCCAGCAUAUGUUCUGAAGCCAUCUCUGGAGGGCGGAGGUAAUAACGUCUAUGGUAACGACAUCCCUGGUUAUCUGGGAUUUGAAGAUGAGGAAUCGUGGAGCAAUUACAUCCUAAUGGCAAAGAUCCAACCACCAAAGGACGUCACUAAUACCCUUCUAUCAUGCAAGGAGGGAGUUUAUGAAGGUGGCAUUGUGAGCGAGCUAGGCAUAUUUGGAGCGUGUGUUUGGAAAACACUCCCGCAAGACCAGGAUGAGAGAGCGGGUCCGCCUGUUCAAAUACUUGAAGAUGAAACAAUUGGUUUCUCUCUUAAGUCGAAGAGGUGGGAUGUGGACGAAAUGAGCGUUGUGAAAGGAUAUGGCUGCUUCGAUAGCCCGAAAUUAGUGCCAUAG
This is a messenger RNA of Bacidia gigantensis, 1461 nucleotides long. RefSeq lists its product as uncharacterized. Gene Ontology annotation, molecular function: glutathione synthase activity; glutathione binding; ATP binding. Lineage: Eukaryota; Fungi; Ascomycota; Lecanoromycetes; Lecanorales; Ramalinaceae. The record is from RefSeq and is a predicted model, not a curated record. Bases 1 to 1461 code for a protein of 486 amino acids. Gene Ontology annotation, biological process: glutathione biosynthetic process. The transcript is spliced from 3 exons. Gene Ontology annotation, cellular component: cytosol.